Messenger RNA from Closterium sp. NIES-65, 1620 nucleotides. The record is from the annotation of a GenBank genome assembly. NCBI's taxonomy places the organism in Eukaryota, Viridiplantae, Streptophyta, Zygnematophyceae, Desmidiales, Closteriaceae.
AUGGCGUCUCUCUGUGUACUCACCUUCGAUCCGGAGGGCCGCCCGAUAGAGUUCCAGUCUUGGCUCAAUGACUUACUGAGCGACUCUAAGGACGGUAUUUCGUUGUUUGACCUAACGUUUGGAGCCUCUCCUGCCCCUCCCGACAUAGCUGACAGUACGACUCGCGCACAGUGGCUUACCCAUGACGCUACUGAUCGCCUAGCCGUUCGCAAUCACCUGCCUUUAGCCGAACGCACUCACUUUGGCCAGCACAAGACCGCUAAAGCCCUGUAUGACGCUGUAGUCACUCGUUACUCUUCCCCGGCCACUGCUGCUCUAGGCGGCCUUCUACUGCCCUACCUAUUCCUAGAGCUGUCCGUCUUUGCCACAGUAGCUGACCUCAUCACUCACCUUCGCACUAGUGACGUCCGCUACCAAGCCGCGCUUCCUGCCGUGUUCCUCACCAAGAACCCUCCUCCCAUGUACAUCACUUUCAACUUCAUAGUCACCCGCCUCCGUGACUCUCCUAGCGCUGUCAGGGACCUCCUUCGCACCUUUGACCCCACAGACCUCACUGUCGACCUGCUCGAGAAGCACCUCCUUGCAGCUCAGACUAGCAUAGUCGCUGUAGGCGCGUCUCGUGGCACUCAUCGCACUCCCUUCUUUAAGGGGUGCUCGCCCUCCCCCCUUCUCCGCUCCGUCGCCUCUGCUGUAGCUGUUGACUACCUUCGUGCUGAGGAGGUGGGAGUUGCGUCUACCCCUAGUGGGAGACGCCGCAGCGGCAGGGGCAGGGGAGGCAGGGGCGGUGGGGGUGGCAGAGGUGGAGGCGGUGGUGGGGGUGGUGGAGGCGGUGGAGGGGGCGGCGGUGGUAGAGAGAGUGUAGGUGGGGGUGGAGGUGCAUGUGGCGGCGGUGGUGGCGGCAGUGGGGGUGGUGGCAGCGGCAGUGGUGGAGGAAGUGGGAGUGGAGGCGGCGGCAGUGGUGGUGGCCGGGGUGGUACCAGCCAGAGGGGAGGCCUUGGCGGUGACCCAGAUAUAGAGGCCGCUGCUCUAGGUGCUAGUGAGUCCGCUGCUCUAGGUGCUAGAGAGUCUGCUCUCUUAGGUACCGCGUCUGCUGCGGCCUUGCACACCUUCACACUUGACUCAAGUGCUUCACGCUGUUUCUUUCGCAACAGUACCACAGUCACACCGCUCUCAGCACCUAUUGAUGUCUCUCUGGCUGGCCCCUUUGGGGGCUCAGUCCUUGCACGUUCCUCCACUAUUCUGCUGUGUACGGCGGUUCCGUCUAGCUCACUAUCAGGUCUCCACCUCCCCUCGUUCUCUACGAACUUCGUAAGCAACGCCGUCCUUCAAGAUGCGUGGGUUGAUACCUUCACCCCUGGAGGACAGGGUGUGGUGAUCUGUACGUGCUCCCGGACUGGCAGGCACCUUGCCAUGUUCACCCGUCUGCCUGGGUCGAGUCUGUACACACUGACUACUGCGCCCCCUCAGGUAGCUGCGUCUGCGUCUGCGUCAGGUCAGCUUGCGGCCCCCUGCUUGUAUCGUGACCUCUCGCACCAGACGCUCCUCUGGCACCACCGCCUUGGUCACCCCUCCGUAGCACGACUCCAUGGCAUGCACUCCCGUCUCCUUGUACCUCCAUGA